This is a messenger RNA of Herpailurus yagouaroundi (jaguarundi), 2452 nucleotides long. RefSeq names its product C-type lectin domain containing 14A (gene CLEC14A). The record is from RefSeq and is a predicted model, not a curated record. NCBI's taxonomy places the organism in Eukaryota, Metazoa, Chordata, Mammalia, Carnivora, Felidae. Gene Ontology annotation, biological process: cell migration. Gene Ontology annotation, molecular function: extracellular matrix protein binding; extracellular matrix binding. The transcript has a single exon. Bases 87 to 1556 code for a protein of 489 amino acids. Gene Ontology annotation, cellular component: extracellular matrix; external side of plasma membrane.
GCGGUGACCACGCUCUUGGGACAGCUCCGCGCCCUCGGGCGGGACAGAUCCAAGUUAGGAACAGCUGUGGGCGCAGGGCCUUCAAGAUGAGGCUGGCACUAGCUCUGUGCCUCCUCUGGCAGGCGUUCUGGCCUCGACCUGGCCGGAGCGAGCACCCCACCGCAGACCGCGCGGGCUGCUCGGCCUCGGGGGCCUGCUACAGCCUGCACCACGCUACCAUCAAGAGGCUGGCGGCCGAGGAGGCCUGCAGUUUGCGCGGCGGGGCGCUCAGCACGGUGAGCGGGGGCGCAGAGCUCCGGGCGGUGCUUGCGCUCCUGCGGGCAGGCCCGGGGCCUGGAGGGGGCUCCAAAGACCUUCUGUUCUGGGUGGCGCUGGAACGCGGGCGAUCGCACUGCACUCUGGAGAAAGAGCCAUUGCGGGGUUUCUCCUGGCUCUCCCCCGACGUCAGCGUGUCCGAAAGCGAGACGCUGCAGUGGGUGGAGGAGCCUCAACGCUCCUGCACUUCUCGGAGUUGCGCAGGACUCCAGGCCACCCGGGGGGUUGAGCCCGCAGGCUGGAAGGAGAUGCGAUGCCACUCGCGCGCCAACGGCUACUUGUGCAAAUACCAGUUUGAGGGCUUGUGCCCGGCGCCGCGCCCCGGGGCCGCCUCUAACUUGAGCUACCGUGCGCCCUUCCAGCUGUACAGCGCGGCUCUGGACUUCAGUCCCCCAGGGACCAAGGUGAGUGCGCUCUGCCCUGGGCAGCUCUCCAUCACAGCCACCUGCAUCGUGGACGAGGUCGGCGCGCGCUGGGACGGGAUACCCUCCGGGGCUGUGCUCUGCCCCUGCCCCGGGAGGUACCUCCGUGCUGGCAAAUGCGCAGAGCACUCUAACUGUGUAGAUGACUUGGGAGGCUUUGCCUGCGAAUGCGCGGCGGGCUUCGUGCUGGGGGAAGACGGACACUCUUGUGUAAUCAGUGGGGAAGGACAGCCGGUCUCUGAGGGGACCGAGGUGCCCACGAGGCCAGCCACUGCAGCCAGCCCCGAUCAGAAGAGAACGUGGACACCCAGGGUACCUGAAAAGCCAAGGGAGGUACCACAUGUCCUUGGACAAGGCAGUUCAGCAACAUCUAUUGCCGAGAUUCCUCAGUGGGGAGCACAGAGCACGAUGUCCACUCUUCAGAUGUCCUCUCAAGCUAAUUCAAAGGCCGCCAUCACCUCUUCAGGAAGCGUGACUCCCAAGUUUAAUUCCACGUCUUCCCCUGCCAUUCCCCAGGCUUUCGGCUCCUCCUCCACCGUGGUCUUCAUACUUGUGAGCAUAGCGGUCAUAGUGUUGGUUAUCUUGACUAUGACAGUGCUGGGGCUUUUCAAACUCUGCUUCCACAAAAGCUCUUCUUCCCAGUCAAGAAAGGAGCCUUUGGCCCAGCCAGGCAUGGAGAGUGGUACCGAGGCCGCUGCAAUGCGCUCCAGUUCUGUACAUUGCACAGACAAUGGGGUGAAGGUAGGGGACUGUGGUCUGCGGGACAGAGCGGAGGGCGCCUCACUGACAGGGUCCUCUCUUGGGUCAGGUGACACAUAGGGAAAAGGCACUCCCUCUGAGCAGAGUUUUUCACUGUCAGUGAAAGGGGAAAGAAAAUGAACUUAUUUAGGGACUGACUAUUCCUAUAGAAAAUUCUCUUCCCCCAAAUUCCCUCUACUCUACUGAGGAGAUAAAUCUGAACUGGACGCUGGAUCCCUGAAGAAGAAAGAGGUGAUUGAAAUGGAAGUGCCUUAUGGUGGUAGUGGGGGCUGGGAUCCUACUGUGGAGAGAUUUUCCCUUGUGUUUAUUCUGGGGGAUUUGGAGAAGGGCUUGAAUUUGUUAAGACAUUGGAAGCAAAUAGAAAACAACACAAUUAAAAAAAAUUUUUUAAACCAAAAUGGAAAGGAAACUUACUGUCUGCAUUGUUCAGCCUGGACGUAUAAUGGUUUGAAAUUCCCAGGCAAAAAAUAAAGGAUUGUUGAUAACCCACACUCAAAUAUCAUUGGUUUCCUGGAGGAGUAAUUAUUUAGGAAAAACAGCAUAGGGGCAUGCUGGGAAUAGCAAUAAGAGCAUCUUGCUUUCCGAUUGAAGGGGAAAUCUUCAAGUCCUUUUAAUGAGGAGUAGAUCUUUAACAACUAGCAACUUUUUUUCUUGGUUCUUUUAUACUUUGCUUUCAAAGUCACUCUACUUAUGUGCUCUGCUAUAAAUCCAAACUGUAGUGGUGCCAGAGUAGCUGGCUCUAGAAGCAAAUUAUAGUUGACCACCAAUUCAAGUGUUUACUGUGUGUCCUUGCUCAAGGAAACAAAUGAUUUGUGUUUUCCGUUUCCAACGUUUGUGCUGUCCAGUGUAAUGACCUUCCCAACCAAGUAGCCCUCUCCUAAACAUUAGGAUGCUGAUCCUCACUUCCAAUUAUGGUGAUGUUAAUUUUCAAUUAAAACGUUAAUGCUAAGUAUUGA